This is a messenger RNA of Bradysia coprophila, 1211 nucleotides long. RefSeq names its product CD2 antigen cytoplasmic tail-binding protein 2 homolog holn1 (gene holn1). NCBI's taxonomy places the organism in Eukaryota, Metazoa, Arthropoda, Insecta, Diptera, Sciaridae. Gene Ontology annotation, molecular function: protein binding. Gene Ontology annotation, cellular component: U5 snRNP. The record is from RefSeq and is a predicted model, not a curated record.
AACCCAAAAUCAAUUCAUUUGAGUUCAUCGAAUAGUUGACUUGUUCUUAAGUUCGUAGAUAAGGUGAAACGUUUAUUUUGAUAAAGCACGGUUCGAUAUCAGCAUCGAUUAGCACUCAGCUAAAUAAUGGCACAAAAGAGAAGUGCAGAUGAAAUCUUCGAAGGAGAUAUUUUCGAGUCCACGAAACGAAAUAAAGUGGAACAUGUAAAAAAGCAUACACUGGAUUCGGAAGAGGAAGAUUCCGGUGACGAUGAAACAUACAACAUUAUGAACGAUAAUGAUAUUGAAGGGGAAGAGGAUGGCGUUUCUGGAAUGGAUGGUGAAGUUAAGGUAACACCGUUCAAUAUGAGAGAAGAAUUGGAAGAAGGCCAUUUCGAUGCUGAUGGUCAUUUUCAGUGGAAUAAGGACAAUGAGAUCAAAGACAACUGGUUGGACAAUUUGGAUUGGGUGAAAAUAAAAGCGCGAAAAGAUGGUGAAAAUGCGAACAGCCAGCAGGACGAUAGUAGUGAUUCGGAUGACGAACAAACCGAAUUCGAUUUGAUUGGUGCUUAUCGUCGAAUAUUGGAAUUGAUGCAGCCGAAAGAGACCAUCAAACGAUCACUGCAACGCCUUGGUGGUAAGAGUGCCAAAAUGUCGUCGGCCGAACGAUGGAAAAUGAAAAAAGCGGGAAUUAUCGAUCCGAACGCUGCACUUGUUACCGAAUUAACCGAAUUGACAAACACAAUUCUAACCAGAAUGGGCAACAUGGACGUUUACGAAGAGACCUACGAGCAAAUCCACGCGAAAUACGCGGCGAAAACUCAAUUAGAUGCAACAAAACCGGCUAACGGUGCCUCUUCCUCCGCCAAUGAUGAAUUGGACAUGUAUGCGGACAAUUUUGAUACGAAGGAGAAAAUGAAAUUGGUUGCCGGAAGCUCAACCAAAACGAAUGAUGCGGAGAGUGUUGAUGUUGAAGUAAGCACUGAAGUAAUGUGGGAAUUUAAGUGGAAACAAACCGAUACCGAAGUACAUGGACCAUAUUCGUCGUCACAGAUGCAGCAAUGGGUUACCGAGGGUUAUUUCAAAGACGGCGUUUUUGUUAAGAAAUUCGGUCAAGACACCCAAUUCAAUUCUUCCAAUCGAAUUGACUUUGAACUGUAUCUGUAGAAAUGAACAUUCGCUGCGAUUCAAAUAUAAAAACUGUUUCAACUCUAACUAACCGGUUUUCCAAU